GUAGCACGUCGUAGAUACUGUCACAUCAUUGCUUUCCUAGGGAAGAGGAGAAGGGAAGGGAGGGAGUCAAAUCAAGAUGGCGGGAGUGUGAAGUGCACAAACCAAGAACUUAGUCCGAAUUCACGCCGAAAAUGCCUCGUUCAAAGAGAACAGUUUCCAAGAAGAAAGGGUACAAGGAUGAAGUCAGCGAUAGCCCAUCUGAUUCUGAUAGUGAUUUUGAUGAAGAUGAGGAUCCUGACAAGAUUGAAGUGCCAGGUGGGGGAAAAGAUCUUGUUACCGCAGUCUCUACAGUUAGUGCUCAUAAAGAUGGGCCAGCCAUCAUCAAAAAAGAAGAUCCAGAUCUGAUGUCUUCGACUUCGGCAUCUAGCAAUGCAGGGAUUCCUAAGUUGGGGUCAGCCCAGGGGGUCAUGCCACCUGCCCUCAAAGGUGGCACCUCCCUAUUGAAAAGUGAGAAUCCUGUACCAUUCAUGGGAAAUCCCAAUGAAAUAAAAAUCAAGAGAGAUGUUCCUAUGAAAAUGGGGAACUUUCCAACAAUGCCUGGUAUCAAAGCCCCAGGGGGCCUUGUUACUAAAGGCAACACACUUGGCUUUGAAACUAUUCGGCCAGCAGGGGCACCAAAUAUGUCUCAUAUUAAUGCAAUGAGCAGUAUUUUUCCUGGUGUAAUGCAAGGAGUUGCUGGUAAUGCAAGUGGAGGUAAUAACAUUCCUCCUGGUCUCAGUGGAAUGCUCAACACUCCCUUUUUCCAAUCCAUGGAUUUAAGUGCCUUCGCAAACAUGGCAAACAUGAUGGGGGUCGAUAUGGGAAACGUAACUGCUCCAUAUGCAACAGUUAUGGCCAAUAUGAUGUCAAAUCCGUUUAUGAAUCAUAUCAUGUCACCAAUGAUGCAACAAAACUGGAAUCCAGCACUUGCUGGAAAGAAUAUGAUGUGGAUGAACGAACAAAAGAUGGGUGUCCCUGAAGAGGAGGAAGUUGAAGACGAGGAUAUGGGUGUAGCAGAAACCUAUUCUGACUACAUGCCUACUAAAUUGAAAUUGGGAAAGAAGCACCCAGAUCCUGUUGUAGAAACAGCCUCUUUGUCGAGUGUAGAACCAGCAGAUGUUUGGUACAAACUUUCUCUGCCUGACGAAACUGUUAAAUCAGGAUCUUUGUCUGCACUUCAAUUAGAAGCCAUUGUGUAUGCUAGCCAACAGCAUGAGCACUUUUUACCUGAUGGCAAUAGAGCAGGAUUCCUCGUUGGUGACGGAGCUGGCGUGGGCAAAGGCAGAACUAUCGCUGGUCUCAUAUACGAGAAUUAUUUAAAGGGUCGGACAAAGGCUAUUUGGGUGUCAGUUUCUAAUGAUUUGAAGUAUGAUUCUGAGCGAGACUUAAAAGAUAUUGGUGCCAGAGAAGUUCAAGUCCAUCCCCUAAAUAAGUUUAAAUAUGCCAAGAUCUCAUCUAGUGCUAAUGGAAAUGUAAAGGAGGGAGUGGUGUUCUCUACAUACUCUGCCCUCAUUGGUGAAUCGUCACAAGCCAGUGGGAAAUAUAAAACAAGAUUGAAGCAACUUAUCGACUGGUGUGGAGAAGAUUUUGAUGGAUGUAUCAUUUUUGAUGAAUGUCACCGUGCCAAAAAUUUGUGUCCUACUGGCUCAAGUAAACCCACCAAAACUGGCUUAACAGUAUUAGAAAUUCAAAACCAACUACCCAAAGCUAGAGUGGUAUAUGCAUCAGCUACAGGUGCAUCAGAACCAAGAAACAUGGCCUACAUGACUCGUCUUGGUAUUUGGGGUGCUGGAACUGCAUUCAAAGAUUUCAAUGAGUACAUUAAUGCAGUAGAAAAGAGGGGUGUGGGUGCUAUGGAGAUUGUUGCAAUGGAUAUGAAACUCAGAGGGAUGUACAUUGCUCGUCAGCUGAGUUUCCACGGUGUCUCUUUCAAAAUAGAGGAAGUCACUCUUUCUGAUGAGUUUAUCAAAGUCUAUGAUGAUUCUGUCAAGUUGUGGGUCAAAGCUAUGCAGAAGUUCACUGAAGCUGCCGAGCUUAUUGAUGCUGAAAGCAGGAUGAAGAAGACAAUGUGGGGCCAGUUCUGGUCUUCUCACCAACGCUUUUUCAAGUAUUUGUGUAUUGCAGCUAAGGUCAAAUUUGCAGUAUCAGUUGCACGGGAGGCUGUUAAGUGUGGCAAGUGUGUCGUGAUUGGUCUUCAGUCUACUGGUGAAGCAAGAACCCUUGAGCAAAUUGAAAGAGACGAUGGUGAACUUUCAGACUUUGUUUCCACUGCAAAGGGGGUUCUUCAGACACUUGUUGAAAAACAUUUCCCCGCCCCAGACCGUAGCAGAAUUCUACGUCUUUUGGGCUUGUCUCCUCCCAGAAAAGACAAGAAGUCAAAGAAAUCAGAUGAUGAUGAUGAGGCGGGAGGCUCAAGUGGCAAAAGAAAGCCUGUUAGGAGGGCUGCCCAGCGUGCAUCCAAGAGAGUCAAAGUUGAAUCUUCUGAUUCUGGUUCUGACAAUGAGAGUGGUUCAGAUGCUGAGUUCCAUCUGUCAGGAUCUGAGGCACCUAGUGAAAGUAACUCUGAGGCCAGUGAUGUAUCCAGUGACUUUAAUCCGUUCCAUAGUGAUAGUGAUUCUGAUGCAGACCCUUGGGUUGGUGGAAGAGGUAAGAAGAAAGGUAAGAAGGGAAAACCUGCAAAGAAACCUGCUUCCACUCAAGACAAAAUCAGCCAACUCAUUGAGCAGAAACAGUCAGCCCAUAAGAAGGCUAAACGUGAGGAGAACCGCAACGGCAAUUCUAUGGGUGUUGGCUUAGCGCCACCUCCACGAGAUGCAAUUGAACAUGCAUGCACUAUGAAGGAAGAGCUCCUCUCAGAAAUAGAAGAAUUGGGUGAUCGUUUGCCCCCCAACACAUUAGAUCAACUUAUUGAUGAACUUGGGGGACCUGAAAAUGUGGCCGAGAUGACUGGGCGCAAAGGACGUGUUGUCCAAACUGAUGGUGGAAUCCAGUAUGAAUCAAGGUCUGAAGUUGAUGUACCUCUUGAAACCUUAAAUCUGACAGAGAAACAGAGGUUUAUGGAUGGAGAAAAGGAUGUUGCUAUUAUAUCUGAAGCAGCAAGUAGUGGUAUUUCCUUACAAAGUGAUCGGAGAGCUCUUAAUCAGCGCAGGAGAGUUCACAUAACACUUGAAUUACCGUGGAGUGCUGAUAGAGCCAUCCAGCAGUUUGGGCGCACUCAUCGUAGUAACCAAGUUAAUGCCCCAGAAUAUUUGUUCCUUAUUUCUGAUUUGGCGGGAGAAAGGAGAUUUGCAUCAAUUGUUGCCAAACGAUUAGAAAGUUUGGGUGCAUUGACUCAUGGAGACAGACGAGCAACUGAAACAAGAGAUCUAUCUCGAUUUAAUAUUGACAACAAAUAUGGGAGACAAGCUUUGGAAGCCACUAUGAAGGCUAUCAUGGGCUACGAACAGCCUCGAGUUCCCCCUCCUCAAGACUAUAAAGGAGAAUUUUUCAAAGAUGUAGCGGAUGCUUUGGUUGGUGUUGGUUUGAUUACCAACAGCGAAAAUAUGCCAGGUAUCCUCAUGUUAGACAAAGACUACAACAACAUGAGCAAAUUCCUUAAUAGGAUUCUAGGUAUGCCAGUUGAUUUGCAGAACCGAUUGUUCAAGUAUUUUACCGAUACACUGCAAGCCAUAAUUUCUGAUGCUAAAAAGACCGGUCGUUUUGAUCUGGGCAUCUUGGACCUUGGUGCCUCUGGGGAGAAUGUGAAACGAAUUAAAGUGUACAAAUUCCAGCGAAAGCAUGCCACUGGUACUGCUGCCACUCAGCUUCACAUUGUGCAUGUGGAGCGUGGCAUGUCUUGGGCUGAAGUUACUGAAAAGUAUCAGGAGUUAGUUGGAGGAAAAGAGGGCUUCUAUCUUUCUCAUCAGGUGCGCAAUUCCAAACAAACUGCCAUCAUGGCUGUUGCUGUGGAGCCAAAUCCUAGCUCUAAGAAGAAAGGAAAGGAAAAAGACACUUUGUACAUGGUCUACCGACCAAAUACAGGUCUUCAGUUGAAACAGGAAACGUUAGGAGAACUUGAGAAAAAAUACAAGAAAGUGUCCAAGGAUGAGGCUGAACCUCACUGGACUCAACAGUAUGAUUCUUCUGAGAAGACAUGCUCCCACGCUUAUUGGCGAGGCAACUGCAAAAAUGUUGCUAUGGGUAUGGAAUGUGAAAUUGGUUUACGACGUCGAACAUACAAUGUUUUAGCAGGAUGUGUGUUAAGUGUAUGGACCAAAGUAGAAGAUCUCCUUAACAGUAGAACAGGACAUAACAGUAAAAUGCAGGUUGUACGCCUGCGUUCCAGUGAUGGUUUGAAAAUUGUUGGAACACUGAUUCCUAAUAGUUGUGUUGAAGAUCUGAUAGAAGCGCUUGAAGAAGACUCCGAGAAGAUGGAAGAAGAGAAAUUUUGAGGCUGAUCUGUGAAAUAGGUAGAGCUGGACCAAAUUCAAUCUGCUUGGGUGUUGAAAAGCCGCCGCUGCCAGUGUGAUAAAGGCAACAUGUAAUUUUAUCUUAAUUUAUCCCUUGAGGAUUAUAUACUCAUUGUUCUCUCUUGCCGAUAGGUUCUCUUUUUUUUGUUUUUACCGAAAUCUGGUUUGUUAUUUUUUUAAUUUUUUUGUGUGGAAUGCUGUCAUUGUCAGCAAUUUGCUAAAAAAGCUGCUGCAUUUUCAUUUUCCUGAGAUGCCGGCUGCUUAUGUCCCAAUGUCCAAUGGCUUGCUUUAAGAUUGGAUAAUUUGAUUAGAAAAUUCGCUUUUGGUCAUUGUCUUUUUGUACAUCUAGCCUCUACUUAUUCACGUACAAAGUGCUACCCCUCAUCCUCAUUUUUUAUGGAUGGAUACCUACUCAUUUUUGACAAGUUCUGUGCAAUUCAUUGGAUUGCUCAUGUCAACAUAAGUAAAUUUCAUUUCUGUUUCUAAAGAAUUUAUCUUUAAUAUGUGCUAUUCUACAAAGCCACCUCCAUUUUAAUUUUUAUCUUAUGUUAUUAUUGCUUCAGAUCAUCCCUCUGAAAGUGAGUACUAGUGUGCUUAGAUUUAGACUUUUCUAAUGUUAACCAAGAAGUGAGUGUGAUAAUGAAAUUAGUGAGAGUGGAUGUGUGAAAUUGAACCGUGGUAAAAUCUUUCCCUGUGCAAACCAGCUGUGUCUGUCUGUCUUUUGAAAUUAAAGUAGCCUAUGGCUUUCAGGUUAUACCUGUCACUAGUUUCCAUUUUUCUCCUUGUCCUAUUUUCCUUGAAGAUGUUUCAUGUUAAGGGGAGCCCAAGAUCGCCCUACUCGAGUGUAAUUCGGGGGAGUGCUGCCCACAAAUCACGGCCUUUCAGUUCCAAGUAGUUGAAUUUCAUCCAGAUUCCUACAAACUGCAAAUUCUGUUAAGGAACAUACUUGCCUUGAAGGUAGUUUGAUGAUGGAAUUAGGUUUAACUUUGUUUGUCUGUGCAAAGAAAUUUUGAAGACAGGCAGGCAUAUUCCUGCUUUCAUAAAGCGUAAAUACAUUGGCCAUUUCACCAUCUUUGCUGACAUUCUAAACUAGUGUCCUUGCAAAGCCUUUUGUUGUUGUAUUCAACCGUGAGAGGUGGAUACCAGAGGAGUUGAUUAAAGAUAGUGGUGGAAGGUAGGACAUUGUGAUAUGUGAAGCAUUUGUGUAGACAAAUAUAGCUAGUACUCUAGUACUCCUUGUUAAAUGCUAUUUGGCAUAUGUGUUGAUUUGUCAUUAUUAUUUAUUGUCAUGAGACAAAUUUUUAUUUCUUGUAUGUUUUUAGACUUUUUUUUGUCAUGGUUCAUACAUAUUUGUUUCAAGCUUUAUCUUUAAUUCUUUUCCUGUAACCAAAUUUUUUCAUUAAAUUCAGGUUGAUAGUCUACUAUGCACCAUAUCAUCACAUAUUGUGUAAUAUUAUUGAUUUCCUGAAUAUCCUAUGCUGUUUCUGUUCAUUUCCUCACUGUCUUGUAAGCAUAGCAGUGUGCACAAAAGUUCUGUGAAUUAUUGUAGAUCAUCUACAUUGGUGCUAUCUUAUAGGAUCUUCUAUUAUCACCUUUGCUGUAUUGAGGUUGAUAUGAAACAAUAUCUUAUCUCAUUAAAAGUGGUUGUUCUGUAGUGCACCACUCUCUCUUAUUUAUACUUAAAAGUGUUGUCCUAUUUCUGUAUGUGUGUUUGUGUGCUAGGUUUAAACCAUGCAUCAUUUGUGCAAAUCUUUUAACUGCAGGUAUUUCAACUACCCUCGCGCACAUUUAUAUUUCUGCCCACACUACCAAAUGUUUUAUUUUACUCUUAGCCAGUUUAUUCAGUAUGAUGACAAAUGCAAGAUUGUCACCAAACGGUUUUGAUCACUGAAAGAAUGAUGGAAUGUACCAUGGAAACGAACCUACAAUAACAUUCCUGAUAGGUACUCCAUUAUUUCGUGCAUUUUCAGUGAGAUUUAUUUCCUCCAAACGAGCCAAUUAUUAUGACAUGCAGAUCUAGCAAAUGUAGUAAUUUAUAUUUAUGGUAAUUGUCUAUAGUUAUGCUUUUAUCUUUUAUCAGUCCUUCCAGUAACCGCUAUUAGACAGUCAAAUUGAUGUAAAUUUUAACCUAAGAGACAUGAGGAAAAAUAAAAGUGUAAGUUCAGUUUCCAUUA
This is a messenger RNA of Thrips palmi, 6601 nucleotides long. It is a transcript of the gene sno, whose product is annotated as protein strawberry notch. The record is from RefSeq and is a predicted model, not a curated record. Gene Ontology annotation, biological process: regulation of DNA-templated transcription. The coding region runs from base 132 to 4409 and encodes 1425 amino acids. Lineage: Eukaryota; Metazoa; Arthropoda; Insecta; Thysanoptera; Thripidae. Gene Ontology annotation, molecular function: chromatin DNA binding; histone binding. The transcript has 26 exons. Gene Ontology annotation, cellular component: nucleus.